CACUCCGACCCGCACUCUCUCUCUCUCUCUCUCUCUCUCUCCAUAUUCUCAUAACCUUUCCUCACAAGUAACAACCGUUCCCUCGCUUUUUCACAUUUCCCUUUCUGCCCUUUGUGGUUUGUUCGUUAUGGCUGAGAAUUUGGACGACGGUGAGUUUUGGCUUCCGCCGCAGUUUCUCGUCGACAACGACGACGACGAAACGGCCUCGUUCCCCUCGAACGAAGACUCGCUGUACCACUCUAGUGGCGACGAUUUUGUGUUUCCCUUCGGCUUCUCUACCGGGGCGGCUUCCUCUGACCUAAGCUCUCCCAUCAGUGGCUCCAGCGAGACCGAGAGCGACGAGGACGACCAUCUCCACCGAGUCGCCGAGUUGACUCACCAAGUUGCUCACUCUACCGUACAUUCCCAUUCCACCAAACCCACAGGCGGUUACGCAUCUGGUUCGCCACAAUCGACGCUAUGCGCCUUCCGGUGCAGUAAGGGGUCGAGCGAGGGAAGUCCUAGCAGCGUUUGCAACCUCUGCUCCGCAAAGGCCACAUGGGAUCUCCUGCACGCGGCUGCAGGGGAAGUCGAAAGGAUGCGCCUCUCCCAACAACAACAACAACAGCAACCACAAUUACCAUCUUACCCCUACAACCCUUCCCCUUCCAUUCCCAACACAGCCGCCGGCGCCAAUUCGGACUUUUCUUUCUACACUCAGCAGGCACUCUCCCACCAGAAGCAGUUUCAAAUUGCACAAAUUCAGAUGAUGAGGCAGCAACACGAAUCAGUGUGGGGUGGUAAAGGUGUUUACCAACAGAGGCAGAGUAACCAAAUGGGAGCAAGAAACAGAGGAGGAAGAAGUGUUAGGCCACUUGGCUUGUCUCCAUCUGCAUGGCCUUCGUUACAUGCUGCCAAGAACCAGAACAAGCACCACAAGCACCAUAAUCAGCAGCAACAGCAGCAGUACGGUUCUGGAAUGAGGGCUGUGUUCCUCACCAACCCUUCCACUACCAGGGAAUGUGCUGGCACUGGCGUCUUCCUCCCGCGUCGUGUUGAUACCCCUGAAACCAAAAAGAAGCCAGCGUGUGCGACGGUGUUGGUUCCAGCUAGAGUGGCGCAAGCCCUAAAUCUGAAUGUUGAUGACAUGGUGGGGUGCCUGCCGCAUCGAUUCAAUUCCAGUUCAAACAUGGAAGAACAUGUUGUUAGUCCAAGGCUCAGAAGCAAUUAUGUCCAUACGUCUCAGCAGAAGCGCAACAUGAGGCCCCAGCACGCACUCAACAGUAACAAUGAAAUCAAGCUGCCGCAGGAGUGGACGUAUUGAAGUUAAAUUCAUAUUCAUCCCUUUUGUUUGUAUGGGGAAAAAUGGAAUAGUAAAUCACUUCUUUUGUUAUUUGGUUUUUCGAAUUAGAGGGAUAAAAUCUAGGGUAGGAAAUUGAAAGUGUUUAGAAGGGAAAUGUAGUGUAGUCUUCUUCUACAGGGGGUAUUGUUUGUGAGGUGGGUUAUAGAUAUGAUUUUAUUUUACUAUUAUUUUAUUUUUUUGUUUUUGUUUUUUUUUUUUGGGGGGGGGGGGUGUGUGGGUUGUGGGUUGUUGCUUUCCACAAAAGGUAGAGAGUAUAGGUUGAAAAUAAAGUAUAAGUUGGGAGCCUCUGGGAAAGAGCCAUAUUGCCAGGUAGCAUUGUAGUGAUAAUAUGAUGCUUUUGUUCCUUUUGAUGGGGGCUUCGAAGGUCACAACUCACAAGCAAAAGAUGGAUGGGUCAAUUUUUGUCUUCUUCUGUUUUUGAAUUUUUAAAUGGUGUGGUGCUUUUAGUUUUGGGUUAAAGCCAGCGACGGAAUUUGAAGGGGGCUAAGACCAGAUUUGCAGAGGGGUUUUGAGGCCUUCCUUCCAAUCGUCGAGUGUAUUACGAACGGAAUCGUUUUGGGGAAUUACUUGUCAGUAAAAUUCUGAUUCCAGCCUGUCCAUCUUAAAUACUAUGAAAUAAUAAAGAAAGGAAUUUUCUUGA
Messenger RNA from Arachis stenosperma, 1982 nucleotides. RefSeq lists its product as uncharacterized. The record is from RefSeq and is a predicted model, not a curated record. The transcript has 5 exons. NCBI's taxonomy places the organism in Eukaryota, Viridiplantae, Streptophyta, Magnoliopsida, Fabales, Fabaceae. The coding region runs from base 128 to 1303 and encodes 391 amino acids.